AUGUCGCCACAUUCCUCAUUCUACGCCAGUACUCAUCGUGUGGCAGCCAAGCUCUUUACGCUGAUGUUUUUCAACGCGCUCUUCAAGUGCCAAAACACCGAAAUUCACCACCCAGCCGAGUCGAAAGUGACCAAAUUUAUGGAGACACCACCACCAACUGAGCUGUGUUUUGAUUCCAAUCAAAACGCACCGGAUGGUCUACGACACGCCAAUAACUCUAUGCCUGCCAAUCUUCACCUCGAGGCGUGGUCGGCGUGCCCUGAAUACGCUCUCACCGACUCAAUCACCAAUGGUUGGGGUCCUGUCUGCACCGAGGGUGACGCACAGGUCUAUGCGCCGGCAAACCCUACCUUGUCCUCUGAUCGUUCGCCUCCGGGCGUCAUUCAUAAUUCAGAUAACGCCUUUCUGGCUGUUAGUUCACAAUGCAGCGCUUUUCCUGUCUCUCAGACGCCUGUAUCACAGGUCUCGUGUACUGCUACGCAAAGCCACUUCGACUCUCUCUCCUUUGAAGAGCAGUCGGCCAUGUGCGCUGAUCUACUUGCAAACUAUGACCCCUCAUCCCCCUUUAUGCAAAUGGAUGAAGAUUCAGGGCUACCUGACAAUGUGAGCCCUAAUUUCCUUCUGGAAUUUUUCCCUGGCGGCCUUGCACCUUCUUCCACCGGCGGUAGCUACGGCGGCGACGGCCCCGAUCGGAGUUCGGAGACUUUAAAUGUUUCUUCUCAGGAUAGCAGCGGCAACAACCGUCAAAACCACCAAUACCAGGAUGUAUUCGAGGCUAAAACCGCCAACUUUACAGCUCCCUGUCAGAACUACGCUCUGUUCAGGCAACUAGAUAAUAAUACUUGCAAAGUUGCCCCUGAAUUCUGCACCAUGGACUCCUUUAUGGACCUCUCGUGA
Molecule: messenger RNA, 897 nt
Organism: Dibothriocephalus latus
Lineage: Eukaryota; Metazoa; Platyhelminthes; Cestoda; Diphyllobothriidea; Diphyllobothriidae
Source: the annotation of a GenBank genome assembly